Geodia barretti is the source of this 2790-nucleotide messenger RNA. The record is from the annotation of a GenBank genome assembly. Lineage: Eukaryota; Metazoa; Porifera; Demospongiae; Tetractinellida; Geodiidae.
AUGUGUUGCGCGCAUGCGCGGGGCGGCAAAAACAUGUCCGCGGACGACGACCAGCUCCUCCAAGCUCCGGACAAGUUUUCUUUCCCCUUCGAGCCGUACGGCAUCCAGGAGCAGUUCAUGCGUGCUCUGUAUGACACGCUGGAGAAGGGAGGCAUCGGUAUAUUUGAGAGUCCUACUGGAACGGGAAAGUCGCUAAGUGUGAUCUGUGGGGCCCUGCGGUGGCUGGUGGACAGUGAGCAGAGGGACAGAGAGGCAGUGGAGAGAACUCUCUCUGGUGGCACCGCUGGCUCUGGUGCCGCAGGUCAAGCAAAUGAAGAUGGAGAUGAUGUGCCCGACUGGCUCAGAGACUAUGAUAGCCAGAGACUGCAGAAGGAAGCACAAACACAGACUCAAGGUCUUGAGGAGAUGGAGCGAAAGGUCAGACAGAGAGAGAAACUGAAGAAACUGAGACAAGAACAGAAACACAUUGUAUCGAGCAAAUGGAAAACCAAGAGCAAAGAGGACGGUGGUGUGGAGGAGAUGGAGAGAGCAGGGGAGAAGGGUGGUGAUGACCUUGAUCAGGAAGAGGAGGAGGUUCUGGUGCAGGAAUACCACAGUGAAGACGAGGGAGCACCAGAGAAAGAAUCAGACACUGAAGAAGAAGUUAAAGAGGAGUAUGUUAGAAAGAUCUACUACUGCAGUAGGACGCACUCACAGCUGGCACAGUUUGUCAAGGAGAUCCAGAAGAGCCCGUAUGGAGACACAAUUCAAGUCGUCACUCUUGGAUCCAGGCAGAACCUGUGUAUCAAUGAGGACGUGAAGAGACUAAGACACCUCACCCUCAUCAACGACCGCUGCCUCGAGAUGCAGAGGAACAAGAAGAAGGGUAGGGAGGAGAAGUACUCAUCUGAUGGAAGACCGAGGGAGAAGAGGAAGAAGAGAAGGUCUAAUACCACCACCACCUGUCCAUUCCUGAAGCAAGGCACUCUCGAGAACUUCAGGGAUCUGGCUCUGGCAGAGGUGCAGGAUAUAGAGCAGCUGGUUGGACUCGGUAGACAACUCGGAGCCUGUCCAUACUAUGGCGUCAGACACACAAUCCCAUCUGCUCAGUUGGUGGUUCUGCCCUACAACACCCUCCUACAUGCAGGCACCAGAGAGGCCCUGGGACUGAGGCUGAAGGGAAACAUAGUCAUUAUUGAUGAGGCUCACAAUCUCCUGGACGUCAUUAACUCUGUCCAUUCUGUCGAGAUCUCCGGCGCACAUGUGACAAAGGCUCUAUCGCAGUUAUCUCAAUACAAACUCAGAUACAAGUCACGACUUAAGGCCAAGAAUUUGAUGUAUGUAAACCACAUACUAGACAUUCUCAACUGUCUACUGAGAGCUGUAUCAGAUAGCAAUAAGUCUGGAAGGUAAACAGACUUCCACCCCAGAUGCUGAUGUAAAGUUGCUCCGAUUGAACGAUUUCCUCUUCACCUCUGGCCUGGACAACAUCAACCUGUGUUAAAGUUUCUAAGGUACUGCAAGCGGAGUGAGAUAUCAAAGAAGUUGAAUGGAUUUGUGGACCGUUUCUUUGACCACCAUCUCUUGCCAGACUCAGCACAAGUUGGGCAGGGCCAAGCGGAUGGAAGUGGGCGGGGCCAGGGUGUGGGCGUAGCUAGUGGAGACGAUAAACAGAUGAGGUCGCCCCUGAUGAUUAUUGAUCAUUUCUUUCGGCUCUCACAUCUGCCGAUAAGGACGGCAGGAUUGUAGUUACCAAGUCAGCUACAGUGACUCUCUCUAGACUGAAGUUCUUGCUCCUGAAUCCAGCUGUCCAUUUCUCCCCAUCCUCCACGAGUGUCGGGCAGUGGUGGUGACUGGAGGAACCAUGCAGCCUGUCUCAGAGUCAAAGAUCAACUGCUCUAUUCAGUUGGAGUGAGUCCCAGCAGAGUCAUCGAGUUCUCCUGUGGUCAUGUGAUCCCUGCAGACCACCUGCUCCCGUGGCUCUCUCCAGAGGUCCAUCUGGUGUCACCUUUGACUUUACCUACCAGACCAGGGACACCACUGCACUGAUGGAUGAGUUGGGCCGAGCUAUCCUCAACCUGUGUAAUGUGGUUCCAGGGGGUGUGGUCUGUUUCUUUCCUUCUUAUGAGUAUGAGAAGAGGAUCUAUACCCACUGGACUACCACUGGCUGCCUGGACAAGAUCAACUCCAAGAAAAAGGUGUUCAGAGAGCCAAAGAUGGCAUCGCAGGUCGAGACCAUUCUCACCCAGUACUCCAGAUGUAUUGAGUUCAAUGGAGGAGGAGGAGGAGGAGGUGUAGGAGGCCUGAGUGGAGCUCUGCUGCGAGUGUGGUGGGAGGGAAACUCAGUGAGGGCAUCAACUUCUCUGACGACAUGGGAAGGUGUGUGGUGAUGGGGGUCUACCAUACCCUAAUAUCAAGUCCCCAGAGCUGGUGAGAAGAUGCGGUACCUCAACUCCACUCUGCCAAGAGACCCCAGAUGGAAAGCUGCCGGGCCAGAUCCACUACGAGACCUCUGUAUGAAGGCUGUAAACCAGUCCAUCGGUCGCUCCAUACGACAUGCCCGUGACAUACGCUGUAUAGUCCUGCCGACCAGCGAUACUCCCGGCCCAGUGUCCGCAGCAAACUGCCCCAGUGGAUUCAUCGCAACUGGUGGUGUGCGAGUCGUGUGGACCUGCUUUCCUCCUCUCUGAGGAAGUUCUUCAAUGAGAAAAAGAAAAAAACUUAAAAUGUUUCAUCAAAUCAACUGCACUAUCAUUUCGACUUUAUUCCCAUGUCCAUGAUCACAAAACUGUUAAUUUUGCACAAAAAGUA